Messenger RNA from Ornithodoros turicata, 2500 nucleotides. RefSeq lists its product as uncharacterized. Lineage: Eukaryota; Metazoa; Arthropoda; Arachnida; Ixodida; Argasidae. The record is from RefSeq and is a predicted model, not a curated record. The transcript is spliced from 2 exons. The coding region runs from base 146 to 2314 and encodes 722 amino acids.
AGCAAGUUAUUUUUAGGCUAUGACGACUCCUCGCACCCGUGCAUGUUGGGGCAUGCAGCGAGGUCGCCGCUAUAUAAGUGGGGAGGAUGUGUAAAGAGGCAGCAGUCUUCGCAUCGCUUCGGGAGUGUGCGGAGCUCGCUUCAAAAUGCCUAGAUGCGUGUUCUGCUUUUUUGAUCCUCAUGAUAUCGGUGAUGAUGAGCCAUUGGAAGAGAAUUCACCAUCUUCUCCAGACAUUUCACCUGGCACAUUGCAUGCUCACGUCGAGCGAUCACAUCCCUAUGUGGACAUUUCCUUCCUGCCUUUCUUUCAAACUGAUAGCGCAUUUCGAGGUACCGUCAAAGCGUUUGUGCUAUUGGCAUCUGUUCACGAUCAGGGAGUAGAGGACUUGGGACAAUAUUUAAUGAACAACCUCCACAAUAUAAUUGCUAUUUUGCGAGCGCAAAGAAUACCCUUUAGAUUUUGCAUUUGUUCUGACGUUCUAAUGAUGAAAGAAAAUCGAGGGGAUAUAACCGCACACAUAGCUCAUUUUAUGGCGCUUGCUCGCGAAGUCCACAGCGACGGAGCUAUUGCAAAUACUUUGAUGGACGUGAUUCAGGAGUCCACCGGGCGCAUUGAAAAUUACCAGCGUGAGGGUAGUGGGUUUGUAUCCACCGACGUCCAAAAAGUUCAAAUGUGUAUUUCCGCUGUGAAAACUAAAAAGUUUGGAUGCGAGGGGGUACUUCCCACAAAUUUGGCUAAACGCAGGAACGUGUUAACGAAUAUCCAUUUACCAGCACGCAAGGAGGGUGAAUGUUUUAAAUACAAUACACUCGCUCUCCUGCAUCCACAGGAAAGGAAUUCGUGGAAAAAAUGUGAAAAUUAUGCAGCAGAUUACUGGUGGCCAAGCCGCUUCCCUGUUUCAUUCUCUGAUCUGGAUGAAUUUGAAGUCCAAAACGAGAUAUCCGUGUAUGUUUACGCCUAUGUCGAUCAGGGAGUGCACGUGUCGCGACCCGCAAAACUGGAAUUCGAAAAGAAAAUUCAUCUUUUGGAGGUUGAUGAGCAUUUUUUUGGAAUAAAGUCCCUCGAACGCUUGUUGACAACAAGAAGUAACCAUUUUGUAUGCGAACGCUGCACACGCUCUUUCGUGAAGGAAGAGAGCAUGGCGAAACAUCGACGCUUUUGCACGGACAUAAACGAAAUCCUGUUGGAAUUUUGCGAGCCGGGAAAAAAUUUUGUAGAGUUUACUAAAAUACAGUACAUGCAACAGUACAACUAUGUCAUUGCGUUGGACACUGAGAGCGUACUCGCACCCAGUGGUGUUGGCAUGCAACGUCACAUUACCUCUAGCUUCUGUGCUGUGCUCGUGCGUACCCGUGACUCAAAGGUGAUGCGCAUUAGAACACACCAUGGGGAAGAUGCGGCAAAGCAGUGUGUGAAGGCACUCAUGGAAAUGCGUGAUGAAAUGAUUGCCUUGAAUGCCUGCCCCGCUGCAAUGGUGUUGAGCGAUGAACAACAGGCCAAGCACAGAGCUGCUACCCUCUGUGCAUAUUGUAAACGGGAAUUCGCGAAAGACCUACCUCGUGUCCGGCAUCAUGAUCAUUCGAAGCAUUGUACUGCGGGUGAGACAAAUUAUAUCGCGACACUGUGCAACCCCUGUAACGUCGCGUGCACUACCAGAGAAAAAUUGCCGAUCAUGGUCCACAAUUUGUCUUAUGAUCUGGCUGGACUGUUACGGGAAUUUCACGUUCUCGGGUGGAAGCGACCUCCCUUCAUUGUGGCCAGCUCCAUGGAAAAAAUUUGUUCGUUCGAAAUUGGUACCUUCCUCUUCAGAGAUACCAUGCAGUACCUAAAUUCGUCGUUGGGGGACCUCGUGGAAACCGUCAAAUCCAUGGGGGGAGCCGAGGCAUUCCAAUGCUUGAAGCAGGUAUUUGGAAAGGACUACGAAAUUUUACUUCGUAAAGGUGUAUUCCCGUACAGCUAUGUCAGUUCUUUCGCAGUUUACGAUGAAUUGACCUUGCCAGAAAAAUCCUUCUUUCGAAACGAUCUCACGGGGGAGGAUAUAAGUGAGAAGGACUACCAGUAUGCAUUGCUCGUAUUUAAACAUUUUGGGUGCUUAAAUUUGAGGGAUUAUAAUGCAUUGUACCUGAAAACGGAUGCCAUAUUACAUGCGGACUUGAUGCAGCACUUCCGACGUCUACAGCGCGCGCGGAUUGGAAUUGCUUCAUUGUGUUUCUCUGGCAUCCUAUUCGUGGCAAUGCGCCCUAAAUUACACGCAGGCAAAAUUGGAAUUGAUCACCGAAGACGACAUGUACAGAACCAUCGAAUCAGGCGUUAGAGGUGGGCUCUGUCAGGCGAGCAGGCGUCAUUUGCAGGCUAACAACCCUCUGUGUAGUGGCUAUGAUCCCGAUAAAGAGGAGGUGUACAUAUCAUACAUAGAUUGCAACAAUCUUUAUGGAUUUAGUAUGAUAAAGCACCUCCCCGUCGGUGAUUUCGAAUGGGUCGAGGAUUUUAGCUCCGUGGA